Molecule: messenger RNA, 627 nt
Organism: Amyelois transitella
Lineage: Eukaryota; Metazoa; Arthropoda; Insecta; Lepidoptera; Pyralidae
Exons: 2
Coding region: 1-627 (208 amino acids)
Source: RefSeq, a predicted model, not a curated record
AUGAUUGUCAUAGUACUACUUCUAAUUUCUGCCUGUCCAGCAUAUAGUUUUCCUCAUAUAACUAUAUUUGGUGAUGUGUUUUUGAAUAAGGAGUUUUUCACAAACACCUUACCAUGGAUAGUGGACAACAUAGGUGGUGAUCUGAGCAUACAAUUCUAUAUGUUGGGCAGCGGUAGACAUACUAUACCGCAAAUGUGUGCGUUGGAACAAUUAGUUCACAAUGCGUUUUUGCAAGCUCAAUACUUGAAGUGCGAAGCGGAGGGCCACCCAAACUCCUACUGCCUCUGCGAAGCGGGCAUCGACAGUGAGAAUUUCAAGCAUUGCGUUCGAGGCGGCGGCAGUUUAGCGAGCCAAGCUAACGCUCAAUACGCUCGCUUGAAACUCGACGCACUUCCAUUAGUCGAAGUCGGUUACAAAGACACCGUUUUCGAAGUAGCCGACAGCUGGUAUCUCAAGAAAAUUUGCACGUUGUACCUGGAAGACCUGCCUUUGGGCUGUGUCAAACCGUUCUCGUGUAACUCCACUGAAAUUUGGAAUUCUAGACCUGGUAUCGCUCAGAUGGACAGGGAAUGCAAAAUGCUGGAUUGUUCUGAAUCGGGAACUACAACACAAUGGUAUCCAAACUAA